AUGUCAAGUGCAUGCAUCAUCUGCCAUAAGCGCAAGGUGCGGUGUGAUUUCGCGACCCACAAUCCCUGUACCAAUUGUAUCAGGUCCCAAGUGGAAUGCAGACCAUAUACGCGAAAGCGCAAGAGAUUCACCAACAGUCUGUCGCCGGGACGCAAUGCACCGGCUUCGGAUUCCAUAAGUCGGCGCAGCUCGAAAUUGCCGACGGACCCGCCCCUUGAAGGCGAUGUCGCAACAAGAUCGUCCAGAGGCGUGCACGGGGAUGUUGUUGCGAAUGAGACUUUGGUAUCCAUUGAAAAUAAUGUGACUGAGCCUUUUAUCAAAGAGGAGAGCUACCGCGGUCGAGAUGUUACGCGAGCAAGGGGCGUUCGAGCUCCCCCCAUCUCCAUUCAGAAACAGUUAAUGGAUAAUUUCAAUAAGUACUGUGCUCCGUGGACUCCCGUUGUUGAUCCAAAAUGGCUCGAUGGGAAAGCCCCACCGUCUAUGCUCCUACUGCAGUCUAUCUUCCUCGCAGGAAGUCGAGUUUCUAAAGCACAUUUGGACUAUGGGUCGAGCGAGGUCUUUUAUCGACGCGCCAAGUUGCUCUUCUUUUUUGGUGGAGGCCAUGGGUCACUGAUCUCCAUUGUGGCUGCCUGCCUCUUGCAUUGGUACAACCCUGUUGGACCUGAGGAUGUUUCAACCGAUACCAGUGGAUUUUGGAUUCGAACCGCCGGGGCCAUGGCUUUCCAAAUUGGAUUACACAAAGAACCGUCACCAAAUGCUAAAGAUCGGGGACUUCGGCGGCGAUUAUGGUGGUCUUUGGUGAUUCGAGAUAAUGUCAUCUCUGUCGGAGUGGGACGACCUCGUACCAUCAAUUUACGCGACAGCGAUGUCUUACCUCCGUCGAUGAAAGAUUUCCCGAAGAAGGAUUUCCAAGCGCAGCUCUUUCUAGCAUACUGUACAAUAUCAUGUCUUUUAGGCGAUACGGUCGAGUGCUGUCUACGACGAGAAAUAUCCCGACAGCGACGAGUCGAUCUUGAAAAUGCCGUGUAUAGAUGGGCCAAACAGGUCAUCCCGAAACUGCACUCCUCGGCAGUGAACCAGGAAGAUGCAAUGACGUGUCAGCUCGAAGUUAAGCAGCUCUUGGUGAUGUACUUUGUUGGAUUGACGAUUUUGCACCGUUCCCCGACUCCGAACAGUGUUCCACCCGCUGCAUCACUCGUUGCAUCGUCAUUCAUUGCGGGUAUAUACGAAGACUUUCUCCUACGAGAUGAACUACGCUAUCUUGGCCCGGUGUUUGCAUUCUAUCCGCUCUGCGCAGGCCUUUCCCUCCUUUCCUGUUGUCGUUAUCCACAACUACAAAGUACCGCCGAGCAUGAAAUGACCGUCAUGAAGCUUUCACUCCAGAAACUAUCCGAGCGAUGGCUUUCGGCGGUCGGCCCACUGAGAGCCUUGAACAAAUUGACCGAAAAGGUCCGAGAGCUAGAACCCUUCGACGGUCCACCCACUCUAGACUUUGACACCGUGGCAUUUUUUGAGGGAUUUGAUGUCAAGAUGUGCAAGCAGUGGCGAUUAGUUGGACAGGCCUCUGACUCGGAAAUUACCAAUGCGUUUGCGCCGACAUGUACUUUAGCCGAGGUGCUGGACCCAGAAGCUGCGCUUCCGGCAUUUGAGACGCGUCCGGAAGAUACAAUCGACAGCUAUGCUUCCCCGACGUUGGAUACUGGCAUGGAACUCUUUGGAACUGACUGGGAGGGGUCUGGGUUUGACUGGAGUGGUUCUUGGCUGCUCAAUGUGUAA
Molecule: messenger RNA, 1776 nt
Organism: Penicillium longicatenatum
Lineage: Eukaryota; Fungi; Ascomycota; Eurotiomycetes; Eurotiales; Aspergillaceae
Product: transcription factor domain-containing protein
Exons: 5
Coding region: 1-1776 (591 amino acids)
Biological process (GO): regulation of DNA-templated transcription; DNA-templated transcription
Molecular function (GO): DNA-binding transcription factor activity, RNA polymerase II-specific; DNA binding; zinc ion binding
Source: RefSeq, a predicted model, not a curated record